This is a messenger RNA of Peronospora matthiolae, 246 nucleotides long. Lineage: Eukaryota; Oomycota; Peronosporomycetes; Peronosporales; Peronosporaceae. The record is from the annotation of a GenBank genome assembly.
AUGGAAAUCAAGCGACUUGUUGGAUUGCGGGAUGGAACAACAGAUAUUGCGAAUCGAAGCACUCGUGUUUCUUCAUCGCAGCAAUUAGCUCUUACGCCAACGAGAGCGGCAUCUCGUUCAGUUUCAAUCGAUCCUAUGACACCUCUCUCUCAAGUUGCCAGCGACAUGGAGUUUCCAACUAGCACUGGUGUUCGCACAGAGGCUCGUGCAAACCUCGCACGGCAGUGGUCGGAUGGUUCAGCGUAA